AUGGUGUGCCUGCGUAUAUCUCCGACGCGUCACGGGGAUGCGCAGGCCAACGAAAAAUUUGCCCGAAUUCUCAGCAGCGACAAGGAUUCCCCUCAAAAACUAGCUCAUCCAGCGGUACUGCACAAGCUCCAGCGCCAGGCUCGCUGUCUGCAAGACGAAAAUACUAUUGCUCAACCGCAACCAGACUGUCCACGAAAACACCAACAUGCGAGUGUCGGUCCAGAUGAACUUGUCCACUACCUUGGUUGUCUCGUUAGUCUACGAGAUAUUUUCAAUGAUAAUCGACUCCACGUUCUUGGAAGGCAUGGACUAAGACCUGAGCAUAAAUACAGUGUGUCUACUAGAAGGCGCCGCUCUGUGAAAGCAAAUGCCAGAUCUGAUAAGCCCCGGACAAACUCGGCUACACGCCCUCUUUGGAAAACGUCGGUAUUGAUUUGUCGGACGGAAACUUGUGGCAAGGGAUUUUUCACGCUUCACGACCUCCUUACCUCAGAUCUCUUGCGGUCGUCUUGA
Molecule: messenger RNA, 513 nt
Organism: Plasmopara halstedii
Lineage: Eukaryota; Oomycota; Peronosporomycetes; Peronosporales; Peronosporaceae
Exons: 3
Coding region: 1-513 (170 amino acids)
Source: RefSeq, a predicted model, not a curated record